GCGCUCUGGCUCCGCAUUAGCCGCGGGCGCCACUCUUAGAACUCGAGUAGGAGUGGGAGUUGCAGUCAUCCCCCCCCAGCUCGCUCUCAGCGCCGGCUCGACCCUCGCAGCUUGUCAGUGAAGCGCUUACUGGCUCUGGCAGUGUCCUCUCGGCGGCCAUGGCCACGAAGAUCGACAAGGAGGCGUGUCGCGCGGCGUACAACCUAGUGCGGGACGACGGCUCGUCAGUCAUCUGGGUGACUUUCAGAUACGAUGGCGCUACCAUUGUCCCCGGCGACCAGGGAGCGGAUUACCAGCACUUCAUUCAGCAGUGCACAGAUGAUGUCCGGCUGUUUGCCUUUGUACGCUUUACCACCGGUGAUGCCAUGAGCAAAAGGUCCAAGUUUGCCCUCAUCACGUGGAUCGGGGAGGAUGUGAGUGGGCUGCAGCGAGCCAAGACGGGGACCGACAAGACGCUGGUGAAGGAGGUGGUCCAGAAUUUUGCAAAGGAGUUUGUGAUCAGCGAUCGGAAGGAGCUGGAGGAAGACUUCAUCAGGAGCGAGCUGAAGAAGGCUGGAGGGGCCAAUUAUGAUGCUCAGACAGAGUAGCCCCAGCCCCACCCCCAGAGCCAUCUGUCUGCACCACCUAGGAGGAGACUUGCCACCUCGAGUCACCAGCCCACCAGGGAGGAGGAGCCAUGAGAGGCACCGGCACCACCAGUGUGUGUAGCCCCUCCCCUGCCUCCCCAACCCCUUCGCCCCUCUGUGGCUCUCUUAAGCUUACCAAGCAUCAUUUUUUGGUACCCGCCCCCUUUUUGUUUUAAUGAAAAGUCAUCUUGGUGCCAGGGUCAUGCACACCAUCAGAUCCCAGGUGCCUCUGUUAGUGGCCCUUGGCCUGUCAUUUCCCUUGCCCUCACUGUGGCCUGCCUGGUCUGAGACACCCUGGCCUCUGCUUGCUAGGGCCUGGCCUGGGUACCAUCCCAGCUUUUCUUGGCUGUUUCCUGCUAGCCCUAUGCCGGCCGCCAUGCCAGGAGCUGUGCACACCUUACAGCCUCCAUGAGCUCACACAUACUCCUCAGACUUGGCUCCAGGCCCCACCCUCACCCUGUUCAGAGUCUGGUAGAUGCUGCUUGGCAGUGACAGGUUUAGGUCUGGCGUGGACCGAGUACGAAGUGACAAUUUGCCUUAACUCUUGCUUGGCAGUGAGUCUUCACCCUUUUGGUGAAGUCCUUCUGAAGUAUGAGAGGUCUGAGUCCCGUUGUGAUGGGAGUUCAGGGUCAAACUCAGGUCCUCCUCGGGUGACAACGAUGGAAAGGUCCCCUGCAAGCAGGGAGGUAGGCACUGGCCUCACGGCACCUGGAAGGCGGCAGUUGGAAUCUCAGUCUGCACCACAAAUUUGAAAAGAUGGCUUUGUUUGCUUUUAAAGAAAGCUGAGGCGGGCCUGGCUCCUCCUGAGCAUGUGAAGAUGGUUCUUUUCCUUUCUCCUCGCUCUUUUCAUUUUGGGGAAGAAGACUGCACUGGACGGGGCUGUGAGGACCAUCUCUGGCAUUCCAACAGUUUACAGAAAUAAAUGUGUUUUUCAA
Mesocricetus auratus (golden hamster) is the source of this 1561-nucleotide messenger RNA. RefSeq names its product coactosin like F-actin binding protein 1 (gene Cotl1). The transcript is spliced from 4 exons. Gene Ontology annotation, molecular function: actin filament binding. Gene Ontology annotation, biological process: regulation of actin filament polymerization. The coding region runs from base 159 to 587 and encodes 142 amino acids. The record is from RefSeq and is a predicted model, not a curated record. Gene Ontology annotation, cellular component: plasma membrane; site of polarized growth; actin filament. NCBI's taxonomy places the organism in Eukaryota, Metazoa, Chordata, Mammalia, Rodentia, Cricetidae.